AAAUCAUAUUAUUAUAUAUUUUUCACAUAGUAAUUGUUUUAUGGUUUUAGAGAAUACACCUGUUGUUUUUUUGUCUCCUGAACAAUCACAACAAAAUAUGGAGCAAAGUUUUGAGAAUAUAGUCAGAAAUGAAAAUGGUGACAUGAACAAUUUAUCAAAUCUUGUUACGGUUCAACAAAAAGAUUUAAAGGUUUUGGUGGAAAAUAGCUGCCACAUGAAAAGUGAUACAAAUAUUAAUAUUAGAUCAUACUUUCCGUUGAAAGAUGAAACACAACUCGAUUAUGUAGAUACAAUGAUACUAGAAAAUGCAGCAUUUAAAAACCAGUUGAUGAAUGAACUGUCUAUAAUUGGAGGUGACGAUAUUCGUUCAAAAACAUACAAUGCCAUGAAAUACAUAUUUUCUAACAAAUUGGCCACAGUAAUAACAUAUGCAGGAAUGAGCAAAGAGAAAAAGGCAUUAAAAAACUAUCAAAUGCAUGAUAUAAUUCUAGAUGCAGUAAGAAGCAGUUGUCCCCAAGGAACGACAAACAGAGACAUAAUCAGACAUAUAAUGUCGUGGUUUAAGCAUGCCAUUGACAGGUAUAGAAACGAGUAUAAACGCCAGGUCUGAAAAUGACCUUAUUAAUAAA
Messenger RNA from Acyrthosiphon pisum (pea aphid), 629 nucleotides. RefSeq lists its product as uncharacterized. The transcript has 5 exons. Lineage: Eukaryota; Metazoa; Arthropoda; Insecta; Hemiptera; Aphididae. Bases 41 to 610 code for a protein of 189 amino acids. The record is from RefSeq and is a predicted model, not a curated record.